GUUCCACUUUUGGAUCUUUAAUUUUUUUGUUUAUCUUUUUUUUUCUAAUUACAUUUUGAUUGAGCUUUUUUUUUACCAAAUUACUUUUACUUUUUGUGAAUUUAAAUUCUCAUCUAUGGUUUAAAUUAUGUCUUCAAUUGCUCUGAAUAAUGAACCAUCUUCUCUUUCAUGUUCAACCAAUAACAGUUUGGAUAGUGUUGCCCUGGCCAAUGGUUGUAUCCCAUUUAGUGUAAUUCUCAAUAGACUUUCCCAGGAGACGAUUGAUUUUUAUUGUAAAAGCAACUUGGAACCACCAGAAUCACCUGAAGGUAACGAUGAAGGUGAUGACAUAGACGCGGAUAAAUAUGAAGAAAAGGAGCCGCAAAUAAUAACAAUAGAUUUGGAAAAGUUUGAUUCUUCCAUAGUAAAUAAUAAUAAUAAUAAUAAUAAUAAUACAACAACAACAACGUUUGGAAAUUUGCAGUCUCGAAUUAAAUUGGAUGAUAAAAUUUUCUGCCUCUUUAAUUUGGAAGAGUUUGAUGAUCAAUAUGAAGCUGUUCAAGCCUAUUACCGGGAAUUACGAUAUGCUCCUUUUAGAUGUAUUGAAUGUGACGAGGCGACCGUUGAAUUAAAAGGAAUGGUUGACCAUUACCUUAACCAACAUCCAACAAUUAAAAAGGCUCAAUAUUGGGUUGAAGAGAUACCAGCUAAAGAGAAAUGGGUCCACAAGUUUAUCAAAUAUCAGAUUGCUUGUCAUAACGAGGAAGAUGAAAUGUUCCCAAAUGAUACUGUAAACAAAUUUUGUCCCGUUUGUAAUCAUUAUGAUUAUCUUUUACGCCUAUCAAAUCCACCAAAGACCUCGUUAAAGGUUACAUCGAUGUGUGAUCGUAAUCACAUCAAUAAACACCUUAAAUAUAAUCCAUGGGAAUGUAUUUUAUGCCGUGAAUCGGGUCGCCGUUAUGCAAUCUCAUCUGUUAACAAUAAAGCCCAGGAACACUUGAUUCAUAAACAUAAAUUACCAAGAUCAGAUGAUUGCCUGUCAUACUUUAAGAAGACUGCAACUAUACCGGAAUUGGAUAACUUUCUACGUGAAUAUAUUAAUAUUAUCCAAGAAAAUGAACGUUCAAAUGUUAAACCUGUGGUCAGAAGGAAACCUUUAGCUGGUAAACCUAAUCGACAAAUCGCCAAUCAUCAAAAUAGAGGAAAACAAACUGGACAAUUGUACAAACAAGCGUCAGCUUCAUUCAAAAAGUUUAAAGAAUCUCGUGAUUCUGUGAGAAAUGUUAAAAAAGCCAACAAUCGAAAGUCUAUCGAAUACAGAGAUGAAGAUAACGAAGACUAUCAACCAUUCAAAGAUGAUAGUUCAAGAUUCUUUUGUAUUUUCUGUACGGAUGAUAAUCUAUCGGACAUUUACUCAGCUUGGGGACAUUAUGGUUUACAUUUGAAAUAUACUCCAAUUAUAUGUGGUAUUUGUAAUAAAACGUUUACAAGUGAUACUAGUUUUCGAUACCAUGGAAUUGAACAUGUUGAACAUUCUGAUCUACCAUUUACUCGUAACUGUGAUGAAGCAAUUGAAACUUGGGGCCAUGAAUUUUUACAAGGUUUAACUAAUGGUACAGAAGCUAAACCCGAAUUUGCUGAAUAUUGUCCAGUUUGUGAGAAAAUUUUCUCUAAACCAGUUGAACCACCUCAUCUUUCAGCUAAUUCAAUUAAAACUCACAUCUAUUCACACCUUAAAUAUCAUCCAUAUGAGUGUUUACCUUGUCAACUUCAAUGUGAGAAGAAAACUUUUGUCGGUGAUCUUGAUUACCAAGCGGCUCUUCACCUUAACUCUGAACAUUCAAUAACCGUAACACCCGCGGAGAUAAAAAAUUAUUAUAUCAAAACCCGAGGAAUUGAAUCUCUUGAUACAUUUUUAAGGGAACAUUUUGCCAAAAUCGCCUAUCACAUUGGAGGAGCGCCCAUGGAAUUGUCAUCAUCCACAGCCUCAACCAUUACCCCAACUACAAUGCUCCCAAAUUUGUUAAAUUAACAAUCAAUCAGAUGAACAAUUUAAGUGAUAAACAUUGAUCACAAUCAAGUUUCAAUUACUUUUUAAAAUUGUAUUUAAACAAGCGGAUUAUCAGAUUGUCAUCAUCAUCAUUGUCACCAUCAUCAUCACCAACAACAAUAACAUUAUAUUUCCAAGAUAAUCAUUUGAUUUAAAUCAAUGAUUAAACUAUUUUUUUCAUUUCUCUCUCCUACUCUCUUUACAUACCUUCAACUAAUUUAAAUCAGUUGAUUUUUAAGCCCAACUGAUUAAAAACAAAGAAAAAGCUGAUCCCAAGUUAAUCGUAACAACAACAACAACAAUUAAUCUCCAUUAAGAUCUCUCUCUCUCUCUCUUUCUCUCUUGUUUAUCCUUAAUUGCUAUUGACAAAACUUAAAGGAAAUCAUGAUAACAUGAAGAAAAACGGGAAAAUAAAAAGUCGUUAAUUGUAUAACAAUCAUUUUCUAAUUGCUUAAAUUAAAAAUUUGAAAAGAAAAUUUCAAUUCAGUUGAUUAA
Messenger RNA from Panonychus citri (citrus red mite), 2524 nucleotides. RefSeq lists its product as uncharacterized. The record is from RefSeq and is a predicted model, not a curated record. NCBI's taxonomy places the organism in Eukaryota, Metazoa, Arthropoda, Arachnida, Trombidiformes, Tetranychidae. Gene Ontology annotation, molecular function: chromatin insulator sequence binding. Gene Ontology annotation, cellular component: chromosome. The coding region runs from base 128 to 2011 and encodes 627 amino acids. The transcript has 2 exons. Gene Ontology annotation, biological process: regulation of transcription by RNA polymerase II.